Melopsittacus undulatus (budgerigar) is the source of this 5097-nucleotide messenger RNA. It is a transcript of the gene VPS39, whose product is annotated as VPS39 subunit of HOPS complex. NCBI's taxonomy places the organism in Eukaryota, Metazoa, Chordata, Aves, Psittaciformes, Psittaculidae. Gene Ontology annotation, cellular component: membrane; cytoplasm. The transcript has 25 exons. The record is from RefSeq and is a predicted model, not a curated record. Gene Ontology annotation, biological process: autophagy; intracellular protein transport; vesicle-mediated transport. Gene Ontology annotation, molecular function: protein binding. The coding region runs from base 78 to 2705 and encodes 875 amino acids.
GCGCAGCCCCAGUACCUGUGCUGCCGCCGCCGCGGUCAGCCGGAGCUGUGGUAGCCGGGCCCGGCGGAGCCGCCGCCAUGCACGACGCUUUUGAGCAUGUGCCGAUCCUGGAGAAGCUGCCGCUGCAGAUCGAUUGCCUGGCGGCCUGGGAGGAAUGGCUCCUUGUUGGUACCAAACAAGGGCAUCUUCUGCUUUACAGGAUCAAGAAGGACAUAGGUUGCAAUAGGUUUGAAGUGACGCUAGAGAAAUCCAACAAGAACUUCUCAAAAAAGAUUCAGCAGAUUCAUGUUGUUUCUCAGUUUAAAAUUCUGGUCAGUCUAUUAGAAAAUAACAUUUAUGUCCAUGACCUGUUGACAUUUCAACAAAUCACCACGGUUUCCAAGGCAAAAGGUGCAUCUCUCUUCACUUGUGACCUUCAGCAGUCAGAUACAGGGGAAGAGGUGCUGAGAAUGUGUGUGGCAGUGCGGAAGAAACUACAGCUUUAUUUUUGGAAGGACAGAGAGUUCCAUGAACUACAGGGGGACUUCAGUGUGCCUGAUGUACCCAAGUCCAUGGCCUGGUGUGAAAACUCAAUCUGUGUAGGCUUUAAGAGGGACUAUUACCUGAUACGGGUGGAUGGAAAAGGAUCCAUCAAAGAACUGUUUCCCACAGGGAAGCAGUUGGAACCAUUGGUAGCUCCUGUAGCAGAUGGAAAAGUUGCAGUUGGUCAAGAUGAUCUAACAGUUGUGCUCAAUGAAGAAGGGGUCUGUACUCAGAAAUGUGCCUUGAAUUGGACAGAUAUUCCUAUAGCCAUGGAACACCAACCUCCCUACAUCAUUGCUGUUUUGCCGAGGUAUGUGGAGAUCCGUACUUUUGAACCCCGGCUGCUGGUACAGAGUAUUGAGCUGCAGAGACCACGCUUCAUCACAUCUGGAGGCACAAAUAUUAUAUAUGUGGCAAGUAAUCACUUCGUUUGGCGGCUUAUUCCGGUGUCCAUAGCCACACAGAUCCAGCAGCUUCUGCAGGACAAGCAAUUUGAGUUGGCUUUGCAGUUGGCAGAAAUGAAAGAUGAUUCAGAUAGUGAGAAGCGACAACAAAUUCACCACAUAAAGAACCUCUUUGCCUUCAACCUUUUCUGCCAGAAGCGCUUUGAUGAAUCCAUGCAAGUUUUUGCCAAGCUUGGUACAGAUCCCACUCAUGUGAUGGGUCUGUAUCCUGACCUCCUGCCCACAGAUUACAGGAAACAGCUACAAUAUCCCAACCCACUGCCAGGGCUCUCUGGGGCAGAGCUGGAGAAGGCGCAUUUAGCUCUGAUAGACUACCUAACUCAAAAGAGAAGUCAGCUGGUAAAGAAGCUGAAUGAUUCUGACCAUCAGUCUAGUACCUCACCCCUCAUGGAAGGAACACCCACUAUCAAAUCCAAAAAGAAGCUUUUACAAAUCAUUGAUACCACCCUGUUAAAGUGUUACCUCCAUACAAAUGUAGCACUGGUGGCACCACUGCUACGUCUGGAAAACAAUCACUGCCAUAUUGAAGAGAGUGAGCAUGUACUAAAGAAGGCACACAAAUAUAGUGAGCUGAUAAUACUGUACGAGAAGAAAGGUCUGCAUGAGAAAGCAUUACAGGUACUGGUGGAUCAAUCAAAGAAAGCCAACUCACCUUUGAAGGGUCACGAGAGGACAGUGCAAUAUCUGCAGCAUUUGGGCACAGAGAAUUUGCACUUGGUAUUUUCCUACUCUGUCUGGGUGCUAAGAGAUUUUCCUGAAGACGGACUGAAAAUAUUUACAGAAGACCUCCCUGAAGUGGAAGCUUUGCCACGAGACAAAGUGCUCAGUUUCUUGAUAGAAAAUUUCAAAAGCUUGACUAUUCCUUAUCUGGAACACAUCAUUCAUGUCUGGGAAGAAACCGGUGCAGACUUUCAUAACUGUCUGAUCCAGCUGUACUGUGAAAAAGUGCAGGCCUUGAUGAAAGAAUAUCUAAAUUCUUUCCCUCCAGAUAAAACUCCAGUGCCUGCUGGGGAGGAAGGAGGAGACUUGGGGGAUUACCGGAAAAAGCUUCUACUUUUUCUGGAGAAGUCUAGCUGGUAUGAGCCAAGCCGGCUAAUCAGUGACUUCCCCUUUGAUGGUCUCCUAGAAGAACGUGCUCUGCUCUUGGGUCGUAUGGGGAAGCAUGAGCAAGCUCUGUUUAUUUAUGUUCAUAUUUUGAAGGACACCAACAUGGCUGAAAACUACUGCCAUAAACAUUAUGACAGAAACAAAGAUGGCAACAAAGAUGUCUACCUGUCAUUGCUCCGGAUGUACCUCUCCCCACCUAGUGUUCACUGCCUGGGACCAAUCAAGAUGGAAGUGCUAGAACCUCAAGCCAAUCUGCAGGCUGCUCUGCAGGUUUUGGAACUGCAUCACAGCAAACUGGAUACCACCAAGGCAAUAAACCUGCUCCCAGCAAAUACACAGAUAAGUGAGAUUCGAAUCUUCUUAGAGAAAGUCCUUGAAGAAAACGCUCAGAAGAAAAGAUUUAAUCAAGUACUCAAAAAUCUUCUCCAUGCAGAGUUUCUGAGGGUCCAGGAGGAGAGGAUCUUGCAUCAGCAAGUGAAGUGCAUUAUUACCGAGGAGAAGGUGUGCACUGUAUGUAAAAAGAAGAUAGGUAACAGUGCAUUUGCUCGAUACCCUAAUGCAAAAGUUGUGCAUUAUUUCUGCUCCAAAGAAGUCAACACGUUGGAUACCUGACCUUAAUUCCCAACAUUCAUAUGAAACUCAGAACUGACGACUUCAGAAGUUGAUGCCUCUUGAAAUUUUUUUUGAGGCUUGUUGCUAGGUUCUUUUACACUGGGUAGAAGUCAUUUAUAUCUGUGAACUGACUGUACCAGCUGGCAAUAUUGAUUUGGUAGAAAAUGACUUUAACCAUAGCGCUGGCAACUACAGUGAACCUCUCAGUACUCAGAUGAAGAAUAGAAACUGAUUUUUGUAGUGAGUUUUGUAUUGCACUUCAACCUUGUGGAUGAAUUGUUAGACAACUGUUGGGCAUUCAGCACAAGUCAAGUUUUACUACAAAACUUACUUCCUUAGGGUGACAAUGUUGUGAUUUGGCCUUGAAUGUAAAUAGUUCUUAAAAAAAAAGAAAUUCCUUUAAAGUCUUCACAGCUGUAUCAGUGUUGCAUGGAGAUCACAAGGAGUUUGGCAUAGAGGAGACUUCUUUGCCUAUAUCAAGACCUAGAAAAUAAAAUUUUACUUUCAUCUCAGUAAUGGGAAUGUUGAAGUGCUUGCCAAAGGAAUCUUUUUAUUGAUACUCAGUGUUGUCACCUGACCUUCUGAUAAGAAGACAUUUCACAGGAGAUAGACAGUAGGUACCACUAGUAAACAUUUUUUUUCCUUUUUACUUCAGUUCGAGAGCUGUAAAUUGAAUUAACUUGUGUGUUGUUUGCACUAAAUUUGUUUACUCUUAGCAUGAGUGGAAGCUCGGAGACUAUUCUAAGUAGGUCAUAUCUGCACUCACAACAAAAAUCAAAGAACACCAGGUAGAGCAACUUCUGAAGGGAGUGAACUAUAGUUAUUGGUUUAACUUCUAGACUACACGUGAGAUGUGUGUAUAUAAGUUCUUUGUUCUCUGGUUCACUUUCCAGCACUGAAGUAAACUCAAGACUGUUUUAACAUCUCUCUAUUAUAAAUGCUCUAGAACUGUGUUCUGCUCAGGCUGGUACUAUUCCUAAGUUAAUCUUGGGUCAGAAGUCUUAACUGCAAGAGCUAGAUUGUACCAUACUCCUUGUAGGCUGUAAUAUUUUUGUCUAACUUAUUUUUCCACAGACUUAAAUCUAUAGCAGAUUGGUAUGAGGGAUAUUAAAACGGUGCAGAAAGAAUCUGUAUAGUGAUAAUGAAAAGGCAGCAGUAGCAAAUAGUCUAAUAGAGUGACUAUUUGACUCCCAGCGUCCCUGGUCUAGCAAUACUUGUAAUUAUUAAAUAGUAUGGAGCAUGGCAUGUCACUACCAGAUACCACUUCUUAAUGAAUAAGGAGAUAAAUAAAGCCUGUCUGCCAAAAAGUGUAAUUGGAUCUCAGUUAACAUUACAGGUUUACAUACAUGAGUGGUUUCCAGGAACAGAUCUGCUGUAGGCUGGCAAGAGUCCUAAUUCAUUUUCAUUUGCCAGUGUUGAUAGUUUUCUGUGGUGUUGUUUUUUCCCUUUCCAGAUGUGUUUGUAUUUAUUGUACAUAUGCCAUGCAUUCUUGUGGAUUUCUUGGUCCAGUGUUUUGCUGCUUCUGUCCUUGGAUGUCUUGGGUGGUAUUGCUGCUGAUGUCUUUCUGCAGAGGCUGGGUAGAGGGAAUCUGUGGUAUUCAUGUUUUUAACCUUGUAUUUCUUCUAUUUGAAGAAGAGAACCUAAAAUUACUUACAUUGGAUUUGCACAUUCUGUAUAGAUCUUUAUAUAGUAGUUCAGGUACAGAGGGAAGAUGGUUUGGGAGAGUUGUGUUUACAGGUCAUUGAGAAUACAAGAAGGGUAUUUAAAAACACCCUGUAUUCUUUGCAUACAGAUAUAACAGUAUUGCUCCAUUUUUUACCUAUCUUAUGUUUAGUACUGUUAGUCUGAUUUACCUUCAUUGUCUGCUAUCAAGGGAGCUGUAUUCACAUCAGAGGAUCUUCAUUGUGCUCUUAUGUAUGCAGUUAAGGUUGUGCCUCUGUUCACUGCAUACCUUUUUCAGACAUGUGGUCUGUGCUGUAGUUUCUUUUUUGUUGGUUCUCACAACAUGGUUGGGGUUUACUAACCAUACAGCAGGUUUAUCUAAAGCAAUAGAUCAUAAUAAAUGUUGUGAACCAGUGUGCGCUUCAGUCAUUGUGCGGUUAAGCUUUUCUGGGCUGCUGUAGAUUUCUUUUUAUCUAUUAGUCCUCUAUUUCUCCUGGGAUUCAGACCCAAUGCAGGGCCUCCCAGUAUCACUCCUGCUUUAAUAUUUGUCAGUCAAAUGAGGCCAUGUCAUAUGAAGACUGUCAUCACUUCUCAACUUUGGUUUUUAAAUCUGCAAGUUUAUAGUAUGCUUGUGAAUAUUCUCAAAAUCCUACUAAAACCACUUUUGUAUUCUUGCUUUGAAUAAUGUUUUUGAAAAUCUUAUGCCAUUAAAUAUGUACUUACUGGAGAA